Morus notabilis is the source of this 948-nucleotide messenger RNA. RefSeq lists its product as uncharacterized. The record is from RefSeq and is a predicted model, not a curated record. The transcript has a single exon. NCBI's taxonomy places the organism in Eukaryota, Viridiplantae, Streptophyta, Magnoliopsida, Rosales, Moraceae. The coding region runs from base 105 to 662 and encodes 185 amino acids.
CUCCAUUCAUUUAGUUUUGGAUAAGAUAUACAACCAUAAUAACAUAAAGACUGGGUCACCUGCUAUAAUGGAACUACAAUAUUAGUUACUGACUUUAGUAAACCAUGAAAACUCUAAUUUCAUCCACUAAACCACCUCUCUGCAUCUCAAACUCUCAACCAUGGAAACCCAAGAGCCCAACAUUUCUCCGCCCCACAGCCCCACAAAGCCUAAACCAUAGCAGAAAACCAACAAGUACUCAUCACAGACCAAAUGCCAACGCCAAAGGCUUUGGUCGAAUCAAUACGACGCCACCGGCGCCGACCAUUAAGGAAAGCGCCGACAAGCUGGGAACCAACAGAGACGACGAAGAAAUUCCACAGGUCGUGUUCGAGAGAAUGAUGGUUAGAAUCGCGGUCUCUGUCGGGGUCCCAUUGGCCGGUGGCUUGGCGGCGUUGAAAUUCUUCGACGUGGUUAAGGAGCGGCACUUGUGGGAUAUUCCGAUGUGGCUGCCAUUGCUGACGGCGUUUUUUAUGUUCUCGGUGUCGGCGCUUGGGCUUGCAUAUGCGGCUUUGUCUACCAGCUGGGAUGCGGAGAAGAGAGGUUCGUUUCUUGGGUUGGAAGAAGUACAACAAAAUUGGGUUGAGAUGUGGAGAGAGGAGGAUGAGAGCAAUAACAUGUGAAAAUCCUCAAAAAUUUUUUUUUUUUAAGAAAAAAUUGUGGAUCUAAUUUGGGGGAGUCUACUCAAGUUUUAAGAAGUAUUAUACAUUUUCAGCAAAAAAGAAAAAAAGUAUUAUAGUUAAUAUUAAGCCAUUAAGUAUAAGGUUUCUAUUUUCAUAUUCUCAUAUAUUGGUUUUCUUCGAUGUUGUUGUUAUUAUUGAUUAUUGCGUAUGUCAAACUCAACGUGACCAUACAAAGAAAUCAUCUAUGUAUCACUUGUUUGAGAAUUUUGUGGUAAGAGUGGAGAAA